UGUCAUCGCGUUCUUUACUUUGGUGUGUUUUACACAGGGGGCUCGGGCGGAGUGUACAAAUCUCAACAAUGUGGCUCUAACAACAGCUGUUUUCUGUUAUAUACAUUGUUGGGGUUGUAUAACGUGUUUCUCUUACAGCAUACAGAAGAAAGACUGCUAAGUGCCUCCGGAAAUCAAACAAUUUUGUAAUUCACACGAGAGGCUAGCUCAUAAGCUACUAGCUAACACCUAACGUUAGCUAUGGAGGAGAGGAAAGAGGAGGGAGAAGCGGAGAUCCAAGAGCACGGCCCCGAGCACUGGUUCUCCAAAUGGGAACGGCAGUGCUUAGCGGAGGCCGAACAGAAUGAUCCAAAUGAGGAGGAGACGGAACAAAGUCAACAGAAGCUGUGGCACCUGUUUCAGAACUCAGCCACCGCAGUAGCACAGCUCUACAAAGAUAGAGUAUGUCAGCAGCAAGGACUCUCUCUCUGGGUGCCCUUCCAAAAUGCAGCCACAGCUGUCACUAACCUGUAUAAAGAGAGUAUGGAGGCUCGUCAGCGGAGCUAUGACCUGGGCAUCCACUUAGGCUACCAGCGCAGAAAUAAAGAGGUGAUUGCGUGGGUGAAGAAACGCAGAAGAACUAUCAGGCGAGAAGACCUCAUUAGCUUUCUGUGUGGCAAAGUUCCACCUCCACGGACAGCUCGCGCCCCGCCUAGAGUUUCCAUGGUGUCUGCCAGCCGACCAUCACCCCCAGAGACAGGCAACUCUGUGGAGACAGACCUGCAGCCCUUCAGAGAGGCAAUUGCACUGCACGGCCUUAGCGGUGCCAUGGCAAGCAUUUCUGUGCGCUCUGGUCCUCCUGGCUCCCCAACUCACCCCGCCCAGUCCCUCAGUCGUCGUAGGAAUGGUCUUCUUGACGUGGACCUUAACACCUUCAUCGCUGAGGAGAUGGCACUCCAUUUGGAUUCCACAGCCAAUCGUAAACGAGGCCCUGCCCCCUGUAGUGACGUCAUCACAGACUCACCUACUCAUAAACGUAACAGGAUGCUCUGAACUUUUCCUACACCACUAAUCCCUCCUCUGUCCUCUCCUUGGUGGCUGACUGGACAGCUGGUGAGGACUGAUGCCUUGGCCAAGCAUUGAAAUCUUCCUCCUUUUCAUCUUAGUUGCAAUGCUACAAAUAAAGAAAAACUUAACUAUUGCCAACCCACAUAGUUCUCCCCUUCUUUAUUUUUCCUUCAGCCCCCCCUACACCUGUUGUCUCACACCUUCUCUCCAUGUUAAAGUUCUAUUCUUUUACUGAAAUUGUCUCCUGUAUGUUUGGUUUUCCUCAAUAGACGUGAUAUCAAAGUGACCACAUGUCACACUUGAAAUCUUGAAGUUGCAGAAUGUUGCAUUUAGACGUUGUCUAUUGGCCGGGCUCCUUUGUGCUUCACAUCCAGUAAUCAGAUGAAUUGGGCUGUUUGCUGUUCUCUUCCCCUCAUUCCUCAAACAUACUUCCUCCUCCUCUUCCCCUGUGGAGUGCUGGCCAAACCAGACUGGACUGAAACUCGGGCUCCGCAGGGAGGCUGAACUGUCUCCCUGCUGUGUGGCUCCACUCAAAACGCUUGUCAGCGUGUGUAUCUCAUUCUGCUGCUGCUCUGUGUGUUUGCGUAUCUGACAGCAGAACUGCCACUUACUGUGUUGUACUUGUCUUCGCCUUUGAGAAAGCUGCUACAGUAUCUCUGGUUGUUGUGCAACAGUGAGUGUGGGUGUGUAUAUGAGAGUGUGUGUGUGUGUGUGUGCGUGUGUGCGCGUGCUUGUGGGUGCAGGGUUCUGGCAUAUCCAGCACCCACUUGACCCAGUUAUUUCCUGAUUUACUUAAAUUCAUCCUAUUUUUUUCUUUAGUUGCUCUUUGCAGCCCAAACCAGGGUUUUAUCACAAAGCAGGUCAGUCUAAUUUACACAGAUAAUGGUGACUAUCAUUUCCGAGUGAGCUGACACUUUGAGUAGUGGGAUAAUAGGAGGCGUAAAAGCAAGAUGCAUUUUCAACAAAGCUUUCUUUGCUUAAGAAUCAUUGUCCUGAGUUGUGUUUAAGUUUUUGUAUUAAGUUUACAAAACAUCAAAAAUAUGCAGUUUCCCUGUGUGCAUCAAAAUACAUUGGACUGAGUACUGGCUCUUGCAUUUCUGCAUCAAGAGCAGUAACAGUGCUUCAGAGCUUGCAUUUUACCUACUUUAUGUUUACAUUUGUCCCAGUUGAGAAGAACUUGAACUGGUGCAUUGUCAUUAUUUCGUCUCUUGAACUUUUGAAAGAGUUACAUUUUCACACGUGUAAUUUCAGCUUUAAAUUUAGAAGAUUUCAGGGGGCAGUUGCCUGUUAACUAGUGGGGGUAAAUGGCUGGGAUAUUUUAUGUAGUCUAGCCAAUUCAAGGACUAUUGGGGGUGAGUUGACAAGGCUUGGGACACUUGAUUUUGCUAGUUUGACACACUGCUUUGUGAUACAAUCUUGUGUAAUGUGUGUAAAUAACAUGUAGGUGCUGUUAUAUGUGGUACAUAUUGUAAAAAGAAGUGCAAAUCCAUUGGGAUGUCCAUAUACAAUAACAAUUCUGACAUUAAAGAAAAUACAAGCGUUUAACUAAGUUGUCAUUGAUUUUCCUACUACCUA
Molecule: messenger RNA, 2622 nt
Organism: Toxotes jaculatrix (banded archerfish)
Lineage: Eukaryota; Metazoa; Chordata; Actinopteri; Toxotidae
Gene: hapstr1b
Product: UPF0472 protein C16orf72 homolog
Exons: 4
Coding region: 241-1032 (263 amino acids)
Source: RefSeq, a predicted model, not a curated record